UUUUCAGUCUGCUUAUACUCCUGUAUCAAGAUGGCUACUACGCGCUUGCUGAAGGACCUUCCAUUGGAAGUUUUAGAACAUAUUGUUUCGUAUCUCCCGUUAUACGAUCGAAAAUCAGUGUCGCAGGUCUGUCGGGCAUUGAACAGUGUAACUUUCAGCCGACGGUUUCUGAAAGACGUGACGCUCUAUUUGGAUACGACCUGGGAUCGAUCGAUGGUUGACUGUCUCCGGACAAGUACCCGUCGUUACCGGAACAUUUAUGUCUUCUCUUUAUCGGACACACUCAGUCAGUACAACUUUGCGUUCAUCGUAGAAAUGUUGGACCGCUUUGGCCUAGAGGUGGAAAGUUUCCACUGCAACAGCAAAUUAUCCGGGAAACAACUGUGGAACGUGAUCAACCGCGUGCCAAACAUUCUAGAGCUGAUCGUCGAAAUAGAUGCAACGAAUUUAAAGUACGGGCAGAACUUUCCCGCAUUGAGGCAACUGCGCCAUUUGGAGUCAGUGAACAACGUGCUGCAGAUCAGGGGCCUCGAUAUGCCCAAAUUAACACGACUUACAGCAAAUUUUGGCACUUCUUCGGAUGCAGUGGAAUCGAUUGACGUUCUGCGAAGGAUCACUCCCCAGCUCAGGAGCUUGGAAUUGGUCUCAAAAAAGUACUGCUCCUCGAUUGAAGAACUGCGUUGUCCGAAGGUAGAAGUCCUGAAGCUAUCCGGUCAAAUUUGCAGAGGAAGUGAACGCGCAGUGUUGACGUUUUUCGAUGGUUUCAAGUGCUUAAAGGAUGUCCGACUGGACUUCGACGUCAAACAUGUGGUUCUGGAUGUGAUAACUCAAGCUUGUCCAGGGAUUGAGCAUUUACAUUUCAAGAAUCAUCAUUUGGAAUCGGAUACCUUUCAGUUACUGGAACGGCUGAAAAACCUUAAGGUAAGUUCGAAACUCAGUGAAUUCUUCGAAUAUCCAUUCGAUUUUUGAGUAAAUUUGCUGUUUCAUUUUUUUUUAUUAAUGUUCUAUAGUAUACAUGUUCUAAUGAUUUUUCUCUCUUUUUUUCAACAGACGCUGAGCAUUAGUGGAAGCAUCGAUUAUCGGAUCAUAUUGAAAUGUAAACCGCUGGUAAGCGUGACGCAUUUUUGCUUCAGUCUGGUCAUACUGAACGACGAAACAAGAAUCUUCAACGGAUUGAAACAGAUGCUGCCAAACGUGGUCGACCUUACCAUCACGCUGACUGCACCUGACCGACAGGACAGCGUUCUGGUACACGCCUGUCAGACCUUUCCGCAUAUCAGGCGACUGACCAUUUGCGAUGCGGCUUUCUUCCUUCGUACGCUAACUGACACCACGUUCCAGCAUUUGCGCAGCUUGAAUCGGCUGGAGGAGCUCAAACUGGAGUCGGUUCUUGUUGCGGUCGAGUACAUGCAACCGAUCGAACGCUUGAAGAGGCUGGAGUUUCACUUCCACAGCAUGACCGACGGAGAGCUGUUGAUGCUGGCCGAUUUGUACCCUAACCUUAAAUAUCUGGGGCUGUCGUGGUGCGAGAACGUGACGGCUAAUGGGGUUGGAAAAUUUCGUGAAAGAUUACCAGACUGUGUUGUACAAUUUGUGUGCGUCUCCGGCGAAUUUUUCGCACCCAUGGUGUUGUGCCACCCACGACAUCUAGAGUGUCAUACACGAUAAGCUUGUGGACUCUAGUGCGGGUACACUAUUUUUAUAUGAUUUUUAUUUUAAUUUGGUUUCUCAAUAAAAGUUUGAAUAAAAGAUUUUCAGUGUAUGGUUAUAGGUUCUUAUGAUUAACUAGCUGUCCCGGCAAACGUUGUCUUGCCCAGCUGUGGUGAUUUGACAACUGUUGAGCUCAUAACAUCACCGCACUCUAGAUUGGUUUGAUUUCGAUCAUGUUGAUUUUCUUCCCAGCUCAUGAAAAAUCAGUACUUUCUAUUUUCUAAAUUUUGGAUUUGUUUUUCGUAACUUUUUAUACAUAUAAACACAGCCACCAUGAAUACGAAUCGAACCGUGUAAAAGUCAUGCUAAUCGGUUCACCCUUUCUUGACUUUUGUUACCUCAAAGGGACUUCAAACUCAUUUUUAUAUAUAUAG
Molecule: messenger RNA, 2084 nt
Organism: Aedes albopictus (Asian tiger mosquito)
Lineage: Eukaryota; Metazoa; Arthropoda; Insecta; Diptera; Culicidae
Exons: 1
Coding region: 31-969 (312 amino acids)
Molecular function (GO): protein binding
Source: RefSeq, a predicted model, not a curated record